GGUAAAUUGGUAAAGCGGCGAUCGAAUUACGGUACAAUUAUAACCCGAAUCGAUAAGAACCCCGGUUGAAGAGUAAAGACACCCCAGAGAAGAAGCAAUCACAAAUCUUUCUUCGCGUCAUACACACGACUCAAGCGAACUGCGUUAUUUGUUAUAAUGGAUGCGAACAAGAAGGCUUAUCGUGAUAGAUUGAAGGCCAGGAAGCCGGAGAAGCGGAUUAAUUCGCCUCUCGUAAGGUAUGACGAUAAUGAUCAGCCUGUUUGUAGGGUUUGUAAUGUUGUGUUGAGAUCUGAGUCUGCUUGGCAAGCACACGAGGUUACUCGUAAACAUCACGAGGCAGUCAACAAUUUGAAGGCUAAAGCUGCUGCAGUUCCUCAGGCUAACAAUGUAAAGCUAAAGUCAUCUGAAGAGUUGGCAAAGCUAAAGGAUAAAUCUGAAGAAUCAUCAGCCGCACAUGAUGUUAAACAUGAACCCUCCACGGUAUUGCAAAAAACUCGUCAAGGAUCUCAACUUCCUUCUGAUUUUUUCGAUAAUCAUGAUUUAAAGAGGCAAAAAGAAGGAACUGCAGUUGUCAAGUCAGUGAAUCACGAGUCUCACAGAGAGGCAAUUGGUCCUUCUCAGACUCAACAGAUGGGAUCUACAGAGACAAGAAGUAAUCAUAUGCAGCCCCCUAGGGAGAAUAAAAGUACAAAAAUCAGCGCAACAGAUAAUCAGCAAGUAAAAGGAGCUCUUCCUGAAGGUUUCUUUGACAACAAAGAUGCUGAUCUACGUGCACGUGGUAUUACGCCUGUAAAGCUAGAUAUUAAGGAUGAGUACAAGGAAUUUGAGAAGUUGAUUCAAGAAGACUUGCAGCAGGUUGACAACCGUUUGGAAGAAGAGGAGUAUGAUGCAGCUGACACGAUAGAAGUGGCCGAGUCUGUUGAACAACGGGUUUAUAGGGAGAGGGUAGAGAUUUUAAAGAGGAAGAAAAUGGAGCUCAAAGCUGCCAAGUCGAACAUGCAAAGGAGAAGUUCCGAUCUUGAUGGCAACGAUUCUAGUGACCAAGAUUCAUCCAGUGAUGAUGACAGUGAUGAUGCCGUUGAUUGGAGAGCUAAGCACCUGUGAAGACUUUGCAUUGGCUGGUAUAAAUGUUUUUUUGAAAGAAGAUUAACUUCAUUAAUAAGAGCACUCGCCCUCACGCAACCAGCAACAUCUCUGAGAGCUGGAUUUGCAGAUGGUUUAACUAAUGGUACUGGCACAUCACUUCGCAAUCCUCUACUACUAAACCAAAGGUUGCCAGUAAUUUUAAUAUUGCACCAAACAGUCAGAUUCAACAAUUGCAAUGUAGAAAGGGUGACUUCAUAGCCAAGUUAGAGCCUCCUUGCUCUGAGCCUCUGCCAAUGCCUAAAAAGCCCCUGGACCUUGCUUCCAUCAGCCCUCCGUUUGUACUUCUAACAAUCAGACUGGUUCCGAACUGCUUAAAAUCUUCGAGAUUGCUGCGUCUACACUGACUUUGAUGGUGUUUAUUGUUUGCAAGAAUUGUAUCCAUGUUGUGGUUCCAUCAUUACAAUCGUUGAUUUCUUAGUCCUUAUAAAGUGCUGAUUUAUCGAUGAAUA
Daucus carota subsp. sativus is the source of this 1595-nucleotide messenger RNA. Its product is annotated as protein ABA AND ROS SENSITIVE 1. The coding region runs from base 157 to 1104 and encodes 315 amino acids. The record is from RefSeq and is a predicted model, not a curated record. Gene Ontology annotation, biological process: nuclear DNA replication; mitotic DNA damage checkpoint signaling; mitotic DNA replication checkpoint signaling. Gene Ontology annotation, cellular component: spliceosomal complex; nucleus. The transcript has 9 exons. NCBI's taxonomy places the organism in Eukaryota, Viridiplantae, Streptophyta, Magnoliopsida, Apiales, Apiaceae. Gene Ontology annotation, molecular function: nucleic acid binding; zinc ion binding.